CAACAGCUUAACACAACUUCCGGUUACGAAUAUAUUACACACAGUGAGUAUUAAGUCUGUCAGUGAAAUUUUUCUGUCACUAGUCAACAGAAAAAUACCAAUGUCCAGGGAACAUAUACCUUGAUCAGCUCGCGUUUGACAUUAUGUCCUCUACAGCUGCAUGAGAAUGGAACUUUCUGGAAAAAGCAUAAUUUCGAUUGUGUUUCUUGUGCUCAUAAACGAUGUAUUGUGCACUCAUUUUCGAGGCGGUACGUUUACAUACAAGCCAGUCAACCCAAGUGACCCUGCAAACACGACGGUGAUCAUAACAUUCCGGAUAGGUUGGCGAAGAUCGUACAGCUACAGCACGUUCUGUGACCAAAGCACUAUAAGCUCUGGACAACUGACUGGCAUAAAUGACUACUUAGAGUGCCAGGACCGUUGCUACGGAAACGUCGGGAGCUUGAAGUUCAGAUGCACGGAUUUUAGUACAAGUGAAGACUGGACAAUUGGUACCAACAGUUUUCAUUAUACCUUUCCAAUUCCUAGCAUAUCACCUCGCUACUAUCAAGUCAGCUACCAGGGCUCUAAUUGGAUUGCCUUGGUACAUGAGUCAGCAGCUCAAUGGCAACUGCGCAUGUACGUAAACCUCACCGUACGAAAUGACACCGGACUUAUGAAUACGUCCCCCGUAACGACAAUGACGCCGAUAGUACGUUUGAAAUUUGGCUGUAACCACACCAUUUUUAUCCCAGUGACUGACGACGACAACGAUGAGGUACGGUGCCGUUGGGCGAGGGGAUAUGACGACUGUGGACAUAUCUGUGGAGGCAAUGGAAUUCCAAACGCAUGGAUCUAUUUUCGCGAGUGUAAAAUCACAUACAGCGCAACAGAAUACACGGGCUUUUACGCUGCUGCUGUUAUGAUUGAAGACUUUGCUACGCCAACCGCCACACAGGCGUUGAGCAGCAUUCCGUUGCAGUUCUUGGUGUACGUUUUUACGUCAAAUGAGGCGUGUGACGAGCGCCCUGAGUUCACGGAAGAGACUCGGGCCGAAGGAUCAUGCAUUGGAAUUCCCCCAGGAGGAACAUACUUCGAUCGGAUCAUCGUGCGAGCUGGUGGACCAUCAAAAAGUAUCGUGGAGGUAACUACAAGCAGUCCCCCUGGAUUUAUUAAAUCGUCCGUGGCCCAGUAUGCGCCACAGGAAUAUUACGUCAAUGUCACGUGGACACCAACGACGUCACAGAUAGAGUCAAAAUUGUAUUGUUUCACAGGCCUGGAGAAUUCUGGGUAAGGGACGACUUGUGGUGAAAGCUGUGACUCAGUGUCUCUCACUCUUGAUUAACUCUGAAAAUAACAUUCAUGACUGGCGUGGUAUCAAGUUUUAGGGGGUACUAAGAAUUUACAGUCAACCCAAAUGAAGCGUACCCUUCAAGAUUACAUUAAUAAAUUGAUUAUUUGAAUAUUGAAACCGUUAGCUGUAUUCUUGGAACGAUUAGCGGGAUCAACUUCAAAUAAUAAAUUUAUUAACGUAUUCUUGAGGAGUACGUUUCACUUGGUUUUUAUUCAUGUUGAAAAAAUUGAAUAUUAUGGUAUCUUUCUAUAAUAGAAGAAGGAAAAUAUCGACUAUAAUAGUUACAUCAGUCACUUUAACUUCGUUUUUAACCCACAGUGAUAGUUAACUCGAUCGAUCGAUCGAUCAAUCGAUCAAUCAAUCAAUCAAUCAAUCCUUUAUUUUGAAAGGCAGGCUAUUGAUACAUACAGUUAUAAUUGCCAUUAUAACUACUAUAUAAGGCAGUCAAAGCUGAUGCAGACCUCUGCGAACUGCAGAUGAUACAUUGUAAAAGCAUAAUAAUUACAACAGUUAAUAGGCCUAAAACUUAAUACAUAUAA
Messenger RNA from Orbicella faveolata, 1872 nucleotides. RefSeq lists its product as uncharacterized. Lineage: Eukaryota; Metazoa; Cnidaria; Anthozoa; Scleractinia; Merulinidae. Gene Ontology annotation, biological process: motor neuron axon guidance. The record is from RefSeq and is a predicted model, not a curated record.